UUUUCCUCCACUUCACACUUCUCUGAUUUUGAUCUAUUUCCUUAUUCAAGCCAUCCUCACAUUUUCAAACUGUGACAUGGCUUAAGGUAAGCCGGCAUUUCCCGAUCUCUUGGAGGUGUCUGCAAACUGAGCCGCUGCUUUACCUAGUUGCUUCUGUAAUGAUUCUUGCACCUUUCGCAUCUUGCUCCGUGGACUGACGUCGAGCAGAGAAUCAAGAGGAUUCUGUUUCAACAUAGCUUAAGUUCUCCCACAUUCUGCCAGCCACCCUUAAAAAGAGGAGAGGCAAUCCUUGGGUUUAUUUACAACAAUGAAGACUUCGCUCAGGUGAAGCACAGGUUCUUUCUAAGGCAUUUGGGCCAGAGGUUGAAGACAAGAUGAUCAAGGUGGAAACCGUGCUCUUGAUCUUUUGUGUUCUGUCACAAGCCACCGGGUGUUUCCAGCUCAUCACCCCUUCCAGGUGGGGGGCCAAGCCAGCGAACUGUUCAGCCCCGCUGAAGGAUAUCCUUCCAGAAAACGUUGUGAUCAUCCACACAGCUGGCACCCCCUGUCAAACAAGAGAAGAGUGCAGCCGGGAAACGAGAAAUGCUCAAGACUACCAUCAGGGGAGCAAAAAGUGGUGCGACAUAGCCUACAACUUCCUGAUUGGUGAGGAUGGGAACGUGUACGAAGGGCGGGGAUGGCGGGCUGAAGGCGCUCACACCCUUGGCUACAAUGACCUGUCCCUGGGAAUCGCUUUCAUUGGCCUCUUCACAGACAGGUCUCCCAAUGAAGCAGCCUGGAAAGCCCUGAAAUGCUUGCUUGACUUCUCCAUGAAGAUAGGCUACCUUCAUCCCGACUACCUUGUGAUGGCUCACAGUGAUGUCAGCGACCUCAUAUCACCUGGAGAGCCCGUUCGUCAAGCCAUUUCAAAGUGGCCCAAUUAUAAACACCAAUGAAGACACGCCCCAACCUCCUUUCCAUUUUUCUUCAACUGUGGCUUGUUUGGUCCCCCUGGAAUAGAGAGAGGAUUUAAAAAAUUGAUGAUAUUCCAGCUCUGGAUUUGGGAAAUAAAAUAUUUCUGUAGGAUACAUUGUAUGGAAAAAGCAUUGUGCUCAUCUUAGCCCAAAAGGAAGGACAGACACUGAUCUGUUUGGGAUUGCUUACAAUAAAGAAAUGUUUGGUUUUUUGAAA
Messenger RNA from Sphaerodactylus townsendi, 1170 nucleotides. RefSeq names its product peptidoglycan recognition protein 3-like. Gene Ontology annotation, molecular function: N-acetylmuramoyl-L-alanine amidase activity; zinc ion binding. The record is from RefSeq and is a predicted model, not a curated record. Lineage: Eukaryota; Metazoa; Chordata; Lepidosauria; Squamata; Sphaerodactylidae. Bases 375 to 935 code for a protein of 186 amino acids. The transcript is spliced from 6 exons. Gene Ontology annotation, biological process: peptidoglycan catabolic process.